GCAGAGCUAUGCGAUGUCAUACUGACGGUGCUAAGCUUCGUGAGCGGUCAGACGACGCUUAGAGCUUUCGGUUAUUAUGUGUUAAGAAAGAGAACGGUUAAUAUAAUUUUUUUAUUUAAUUUUUUAAAAGGUUGUCUAGGUGGUGUGUAAAUAGUAAAGUGGUUAAGAAAGCACUCCGUUUUGUCGUUAUUUGGGUUUGUUUCUGUGUUGCGUCUUCCUUCCUGUUUUCUUCAGUCAGGGAAGAAACGACAGCGCGAGCCGAAAGGACGUCAGAAGGUCCGACAGAGAGACAGCCUCUAUCUCUCACCAUCUAUCGCUCUGUCUGUGUGUCUGUGUGUGUCUGUCUUUCGUCCUUGGUUGUCGUGUCCUCGGGUCUGAUCGUGUCCCGCGGAGUCUUAAUGCCCGCGGAGGAUGAGCCCAGCCAUCGAGGGGAUGGAGCCAGAGCAGCCGAUGGCUUUGGGGAAGGGGGUUCUCCUUGAGCCCUUUGUGCACCAGGUGGGCGGCCACUCGUGCGUGCUGCGCUUCGGCGAACAGACCAUCUGCAAGCCGCUCAUCCCCCGGGAGCACCAGUUCUACAAGAGCCUCCCUGCGGCCAUGCGCAAGUUCACCCCGCAGUACCGAGGGGUGGUGUCAGUGAGCUUCGAGGAGGAUGAGGAGGGUAAUCUGUGUCUCAUCGCCUACCCGCUGCACAGUGACCUGGGUGAUCUGGAGAAUGUGGACCCCUCAUCUGACCUGGAACCUAAGAAUAAGAUGAAGUGGUCCAAAAAAAUGUUGCUGGACAAUGAAGGCUACAGCAAGGAAAGGGCCAGACACUCACGCAAGGACAAAGACAAGAGUUUGAAGCGGGAGGAGGAGCUGGAGUGGUUCCAGCAGGCUGAGGUGCUCUAUUAUAGCCUGGAGAGGAGUAACGCUGCUGCACCACAGCUCAAGCACAACCCCUGGAGCCUCAAGUGCCACCAGCAACACCUGCAAAGGAUGAAGGAGAACGCCAAGCACCGCAACCAGUACAAGUUUAUCCUGUUGGAGAACCUGACAUGGCGUCACACGAUGCCGUGUGUUUUAGAUCUGAAGAUGGGCACACGGCAGCACGGUGACGACGCGUCCGAGGAAAAGAAAGCCAUGCAGAUCCGCAAGUGCCAGCAAAGCACAUCAGCCAGCAUUGGGGUCCGUCUCUGUGGCAUGCAGGUCUACCAGUCCGACUCGGGUCAGCUUAUGUUCAUGAACAAGUACCACGGGCGCAAGCUGACGUUAGCUGGUUUUAAGGAGGCUCUGUUCCAGUUCUUCCAUGACGGCCGGAGGUUGCGGCGUGAGCUCCUCUCCCCCGUGCUGCGACGUCUCCGAGAAAUGCAGGCCGCCCUGGAGGCAUGCGAGAGUUACCGCUUCUACUCCAGCUCACUCCUCAUUAUUUAUGAUGGAGACCCGCCAUGCUCGCGCCGCUCUACUGAGGACCGCCUUUCCGAUGAAGAGGGAGAAGAAGAAGAGGAGGAGGAAGAAGAAGAAGAAGAAGAGGAGGAGGAGGAGGAGGAGCAAGGCGCUUUUGGGUUUCCUCACAGCACUGGAGGAGCGUGUGGGAGCAGCAGUAGUGGUGCUAGCAGUGGUGCGAACAGCAGCACUGGGAACUCCAGGCCUGUGGUGGAUGUGCGAAUGAUUGAUUUUGCCCACACCACAUGCCGGCACUAUGGGGAGGACAGUGUAGUGCACGAAGGCCAGGACACAGGAUACAUCUUUGGCCUACAGAACCUCAUAACCAUUAUCUCACAGUUAGAGGAGCACAGUGCCGAUUGAACUUGGGCUUUUGCUUGCAAUAUUUAAACACAAAAAUAUACAACCCAACUGCAGAUUGUGAGAUUAAAACAAUGGGAGUUUGACUGUGUCAGUCUCUCUGUCAAAUACCAUUUGUCUCUUUCUUUUUUUUUUUCUUUUCUUUUUUUUUUUUUUAUAUAAAGCUUUUCUUUCUUUCUUGAUUUCUUUCUUUCGAUCCAUUCAGUGCCCAUAAAGGGGCGUUAAGGAAGCUGCAAGGUUCUUUACUGUCUUAUAUUGGUGUUUCUUUUUCCUGUUUUAUAGAGGAUUAAAAAGGGUUAAAUGGGGAGAAUACUGGUGACAUGACAGUGGUUUGUUUACUUGACUGGUAGCCUUCCUCGCAUCGCCCUCUCCCCCUCCCCCUCAAGUUUUACAUCCCUACAUUUUCUAAAAAGCAUUUACUGGCAAAGAAAUGACAAAGUGUAAAUAAUCUAGAAUCUGUGAAUCUAGUCCUGUCCAUUCCAGAAGAAUGAUGUAGCGCUUCAGAUUGCACUCAGUUAUUUGCUCAUACUCUGUGAUUAGAGUAAACGGAAGGUGGAGAAAGGUUGCUUUGCUUUACAAUAAGAAAUGACCACUCUUACAACUUUUUCCACUGUAAAGAGAGAAAUAUAUUCGAGUAAGCAGUAGAGGCACACAGAGACUAUAAUAGAGCUUUUAUUUAUUUGACAAACUGUGUUUCUUAUAUAAACUAAAAAAAAAUACAAAAACAAGUGGUGACCUGAAAACUACAUUCCAUGUUAUUAUGAUUAUAAUGGUUAUAAUGUUAGUAUUUGACGUGUUCAAAUACCUGUUCUGUCAACAGUAUGUUGGAGGAGAAAUAAAACUGUUUUUUGUUAA
Ictalurus punctatus (channel catfish) is the source of this 2637-nucleotide messenger RNA. It is a transcript of the gene ip6k2a, whose product is annotated as inositol hexakisphosphate kinase 2a. Gene Ontology annotation, biological process: phosphatidylinositol phosphate biosynthetic process; inositol phosphate biosynthetic process. Lineage: Eukaryota; Metazoa; Chordata; Actinopteri; Siluriformes; Ictaluridae. Bases 412 to 1785 code for a protein of 457 amino acids. Gene Ontology annotation, cellular component: cytoplasm; nucleus. The record is from RefSeq and is a predicted model, not a curated record. Gene Ontology annotation, molecular function: inositol hexakisphosphate kinase activity. The transcript is spliced from 5 exons.